Callithrix jacchus (white-tufted-ear marmoset) is the source of this 1586-nucleotide messenger RNA. The record is from RefSeq and is a predicted model, not a curated record. NCBI's taxonomy places the organism in Eukaryota, Metazoa, Chordata, Mammalia, Primates, Cebidae.
AAUUAAACAACUUGGAAAAUUGGGCAGGAAGAAAGAGAUAGGUGUGGGGUGGGAUGAAGAUCUCCACCCUAACUAAUAUGUUAUAUACCAAAGAAAUGAAUUAAACACAUGGCAAAGUAGACAACUCACUAAGAAGCAAAGGGGUUUACCCAGAAGCCCUGGCUCAGUGAGUGGAUAGGAAGCCUUUUGUUACUAAAGCUGCAGGGUUGAAAAUUGAAGGAAGGAUGUUAGGCGAGUGUGGCGGCCUGGGGUGCAGCUACAGCCCCUGGCUUAUUGUCCACAGGAAAUGGGUCUCUCCCAUGGAUAGAGAGGUGGAAACUGAGCUUGUGAGUUGUGUGGUUGACAUCAUCAGGCCGAGCAUUGGAUUACAACAAAUGGGGACUUACUUGGCCCGAGACAUGGGAAACACCCACUAAAACCUCGAAGUGCUUUUCAUUUAGGAGACACGGGGAAGAGAGAGAGGGGUAAAGUGAGAAUCCUGCCUGCACCACAGGUCUGGCUGGACUGCUAACCUUGAAUCCUGGUGUCUUAAGUUCUGCCUCCACUUUUGACUGAGGACCACUGAAUUUUGAGGAAACUUUGCUCUUAAUUCCCAUACUGAUUAGUCAACGGUGGAAAAUUUGAAGAGAUGCAAGCAGGAAAAAGAAAUUAAACCAGGCUUGAGGAGCGAUGCGACAGGCAUGAUGGAGGUCGAGUCCUCCUACUCGGACUUCAUCUCCUGUGACCGGACAGGCCGUCGGAAUGCGGUCCCCGACAUCCAGGGAGACUCAGAGGCUGUGAGCGUGAGGAAGCUGGCUGGAGACAUGGGCGAGCUAGCACUUGAGGGGGCAGAAGGACAGGUGGAGGGAAGUGCCCAAGACAAGGAAGCCGGCAACCAGCCCCAGAGCAGCGAUGGGACCACCUCGUCUUGAGUCUGAUCUCGUCCAAGUAGGCUGGACGAGAUACCUUCUGUCCCCUCCCAGAGGGGGAACCCUGGCACUGGCCCAGCAGCCUCUUCUCUGAGCCCCAUGUCCCAGAUAAAUCAGGCCAGACUGAGAAGGCUCCCAAGAGGCCUCUGUGGCCUCCACUCCGGGAAAGCCCUCUGCCCACACCCACAGGCUCCACAUUCCCACCACCUUCUCACUGUUCCCAGGUACACUUUCAAGACACUGUAACCACAAAUGUUAUUUAUUGAGCUGGUGCCGGGACUUGGGCAGGGCCCUGCCCUACAGUGAGCAGCCCAUGUAGGAACGUUCCUCUCGCGAGCAGCCUGGGCAGGGUCCCUGUCCCAACACCAACACCUCCUUUCCAACCCCAACCUUCUGGGUCAAGACCUUCUUGUCCCUUUUUUAGAAAUCACUUUUAAACUUUUUAAAAAUUUUAAACCUUUUUUCAGCAGAGACAGAGAGAGCUGACAAUCCACAUUUUUUUAAGCCAUUUUAACUAAACUCUCAUUGUCUGUGCAGCUCUGAGGUUCCCUCAUGGAGCUUCACAGAUCCAUUUUUAGGAAAGGGAUUUGGGCUCAAAACUAUUUGACCACCUCUGCCCUUUCUACCAGGAUAAGUGACACCUAGGACCCAGGAAAUAAAUGCUGAUGAUUUGUGUGA